This is a messenger RNA of Salvelinus namaycush (lake trout), 3730 nucleotides long. Its product is annotated as transmembrane protein 180-like. Lineage: Eukaryota; Metazoa; Chordata; Actinopteri; Salmoniformes; Salmonidae. The record is from RefSeq and is a predicted model, not a curated record. The transcript has 9 exons. Bases 414 to 1961 code for a protein of 515 amino acids.
UUUGUGUGACGUGUACUAAUGGACCGCAAACUGUGGCUUGUAUUGAUUAGAAAGGUUUCCAAUUAGUUUCCGAUGCUUCAUUUAAUGAUAAUGUGGGAGAGAACACUUGUCUGCCUAUUCCCAGAGGUCUAUUCGCUCAUCAGCGCAGCCCCAGAGAUCAAGUAUCAGACCACAGUCCCACGCACUUUCACAGUAUCUAACACAGUGUGACGAACUAGCUGUGUAGAGUAGAGUACACAACACGUGCACAGCCCUCUGCCAGCCCACCUGCUCUCUCUGCCAAGAAGCCUCUCCAGUCUUAGCAGGAGUGGGUACGGUGGUGCCCCUAGCCCCAGCCCCCUGGUCUGUGGGAUGACUCAGUGAGUGUGGUGGGGUGUGGCGGCGGGGAACGGAACAGAGACCGAGUGAGAAGAAUGGGCAGGAGGGGCUGUGACUGCAGGUUUGCUGUCUCCACUGGUGUCCCCACUGCGGUCCUCUACGGCUCCCUGUCCCUGUUUGUCUCCAUCCUGCACAACGUCUUCCUGCUCUACUACGUGGAGACCUUUGUCUCCGUUUAUAAGAUCGACAAGCUCUCCUUUUGGGUCGGAGAGACAGUGUUCCUGAUAUGGAACAGCUUAAACGACCCUCUCUUCGGCUGGCUGAGUGACCGCUCCUUCCUCAGCUCCCCACAAUCUGGCCCCCAGAUCUCCAGCCCAGAGGUGGUACUGAAACGGCUGGCUGCCCUCUCUAGGAAUGGCCCCCUGUUCGCCCUCUCCUUCCUGGCUUUCUGGGUGUCAUGGGCGCGGCCGGGCCUCCAGUUCCUGGUGUGCUUGUGCCUGUAUGACGGCUUCCUCACCGUGGUGGACCUCAACCACAACGCCCUGCUGGCCGACCUGGCCGUGUCGGCCUACGACCGCACGCGCCUUAACUUCCACUGCUCUCUGUUCAGUGCCCUGGGCUCGCUCUCAGUCUUCCUGUCCUACUGCGUCUGGGACAAGGGCGACUUCUACUCGUUCCGGCUGUUCUGCGUAGCGCUGGCGGUCGUCUCGGCACUGGGCUUCACCGCCGUGUCGCGCCUGUUGAAGAGCCGCUUUCAGAAAGAGGCGCGCCUGAGACAGGACGAGGCGCUGCAACUCAAAGAGUUGAGUAUUGGCCAGAGCCCUCUAACCCAGCAGGAGAAGCCAGUCACUCUAGGAGAGUACCUAAGGCAGCUCUCCAAGCACAGAAACUUCAUGUGGUUCGCCUCUAUGAACCUUGUCCAGGUGUUUCACUGUCACUUCAACAACAACUUCUUCCCUCUGUUCCUGGAGCACCUCCUCUCUGACAGCAUCUCUGCCUCCACCGGCUCCAUUCUGCUGGGGAUCUCCUACAUAGCACCCCACCUGAACAACCUGUAUUUCCUGACCCUGUGUCAGCGCUACGGGGUCUACGCGGUCAUCCGCUGGCUGUUCCUGGUCAAGCUGGCUCUCAGUGUGGCCAUGCUGUUGGCCGGGGCCGACCAGGUCUAUCUGCUGUGCAUCUUCAUCGCCAGUAACCGGGUGUUUACGGAGGGCACCUGCAAGCUGUUGAACCUGGUCAUCACAGACCUGGUGGAUGAGGACUUUGUGGUGAACCAGCGCCAGCAGGCGGCGUCAGCGCUGCUCUUCGGUAUGGUGGCCCUGGUAACCAAGCCUGGCCAGACCUUUGCUCCUCUCAUCGGCACCUGGUUGCUGUGCGUCUACACAGGCUACGAUAUCUUUGAGAGAAACUCCAUACAGGACUCUGCGGCAGCGAUGGCCUCCCCUGUCUCAGGCCAAGCAGGCUUCACUGUUCCACUUCGCCAGGGCUGUUUCUACCUGCUGGUGUUUGUGCCCAUCUCCUGCGCCCUGCUGCAGCUACUGGCCUGGUCCCGCUUCACCCUCCACGGCCGCCGACUGCAGGGCGUCAAGGCCCAGAGGCAGGGAACCCAGCACAGCCACCUCAUGGAUGUCAAGGCCAUCUGAUCUGAGCCCAGCCCUUCCGCACCUUCACUCAACUGCAUGAUGCUAUACCACCAUCUGCCACUGGGGUCAGCAGAAUGGAACACUGGAGAACUGAUUUAAAUCCCACUGUCAGGGACAAAAAUAUACUGUGAGAAUCUUGCCUUAUUUUGAUAUUAAGAGGACAAAGACGAUAUGUAUGAACUGAUGACUAAAUGAUACAGCAGAGCCAAUCAAAGAUUAAGAUUCCCAUGCCCCUCUCUGGGACAGGGCGAGUAGACCAGCCUAGGUUGAGGCGCAGCCUGGAAUGCAUUUCCAUCCCCAAAGGAACACAAAGUGUCACCAACUUUGCUAUUACAGUGUGGUUACCCAUUUUUGUAUUUUUCACCCCAUGGCAAAAUGUGUUAAAUUGCUGUGUGAAGGAAAAUAUUAAGUAUGAAAAAAAAUGUGUGUAUGUGCACAUGAGUAUAAAGCCUGAUUUGCAUGGACCUUGUGCUUUAAAUUACAAUUAGUGGUGAACCAUCACCAUGUUAUUCUCUGUGUCUUUAUGAAGUACUUCAUAAUCUGCAUGUUCAGAAUUGUAAAAAGUCAAGCAACUAUUUCUCUAUUUGUUUUACCGUGACCAGAUGGACUACUUAUACUAAAAUAGCUGCCGUCUCCAGUAUUCAACGGAAUUGCCUCGUGUUUUCUCACACAUUGUUGUAACGUUUUCACGGUGACGUGUUUAUCGUUUAGGGAGCUCGUACAAAACAAGGCCCUAAACAACGUCUGUUUACAUGUGUACCCCAGUUCAGGAAAGAGAUGUGUUUUUACACAGUGUACAAAACAUUAGGAAUAUCUGCUCUUUCCAUGAGACUGACCAGGUGAAAGCUAUGAUCCCUUAUUGAUGUUAAAUCCACUUCAGUAUAGAUGAAGGGUUAAAGAAGAAUUUUUAAGCCUUGAGACCACUGAGAAAUGGAUUGCGUAUGUUUGCCAUUCAGAGGGUGACUGGGCAAGGGAAAAUAUUUAAGUGCCUUUGAACAGUAGUAGUAGUAGGUGCCAGGCGCACCGGUUUGAGUGUCAAGAACUGCAACGCUGCUGGCUUUUUCAUGCUCAACAGUUUCCUGUGUUUAUAAAGAGUGGUCCACCACGCAACGGACAUCCAGCCAACUUGACACAACUGUGGGAAGCAUCCAUGUGGAACGCUUUCGACACCUUGUAGAGUCCGUGCCCCGACGAAUUGAGGCUGUUUUGAGGGCAAAUGUGGGUGCUACGCAAUAUUAAGAAGGUGUUCCUAAUGUUUUGUACACUGUGUACAUACUGUACCAUGAAGAGAAUUGAGAAACAAAGAUUUGACUGAAAAUGUGAAACUGUUGUGCCAUGAUGACCUAACUAUAUAUGAUCAUCAUGAAGAAUACAUUCCGUACUUUUUCCAAAGUUCCGUUUUGAAUACCGCUGCUACAUGGUUUUCUAUGUGAACAGAGUAUUAAGGAGUCUUAAAUUCCAUCAUAUUAGUAUUACAUUUUUUUUCUAACGUAUUGUGAUAAUUUGAAGACACCUUGAGGGUAGUGUUUUUUAAUUAAGUGACUCAGGAAUUGUAGUUUCAGCACCAUGUGAUUUACUUAGCCAGAAUGGAAAGCAGAGGUUUGAUCUUAUAAGACAUCCUUACGGUAUACAGCAGAGAUGCCUGUAUUUGCCAGUUUUGUUAUGGAAUACUGUACAAUGUUUCUGUCUGGUUGUACCCCUGCUCAUUGUAGCAUCGGCCAUUUCCGACCAUCUUUGUGACCUUUAUUAAAGUGAUCUCACUGCUUGUG